CUUUGUAAUAUCUAAUACCACCCGCAGUCGCUCGUUUGUCUGCAGAUACGGCAAGGACUUAUCUACCAGGAUCACCAUAUACUCUCGUUGUUACUCCAGGAGUCGGUCGUUUUUUCAUAUCAGCAAGCAACUAAGGAUAUCGCAAGGACACAAUGCGCGCCGCUACUCUUGCUCUGGGGGCCCUGUCCCUUGGCCUGGCUCAGGCAUGGACGUAUCCUGAAUGUGACCCUGACAACUGUUACAAUGAGAUGACGGACGGGCGGUUCUACGCCCAGGCCAAGGAGUUUUGUCCCGGGUUUUUGGAUGGAAGCGUUAAGAACAUCCCGGAUUAUCUCGAGAACUGCAACAACGAUCGCACGGCUGUUAGCUCUGCCUGCUCCUGCGUCACCUAUACCGCAACUCACACGACCGAGGCCCCUACCACCAUGACCAGUGUUCCUCCCAUGACGACUACGACCACGGACGAUGAUUCAGAUUGUGAGGAUGAGACUUCAACGGACGUAACUGUGCCGCCCUCGUCCUCGGCGGCCGUCAGCGUUCCUCCAUCGUCUUCCGCCACCAUCACCCUUCCGCCUUCUUCCUCGGCGGUUAGCACCUCGGCGCCCGCUUCUUCUAGCACCACCGAUGAUGACUGCGAUGAGACUUCUUCGGAUGUUACUCUCCCGCCCUCUUCCUCGGCGACCGUCAGCGUUCCACCCUCUUCUUCGGCCACCGUCAGCGUUCCGCCCUCUUCUUCGGCCACCAUCACCGUUCCUCCCAGCUCCAGCUCCGCGGUUAGCAGCUCCGCUCCUGUCUCUUCUACUACCGAUGAGGGUUGCACAGACGACGAGCCCGAGACUUCGACUUCGGUUGUGGUCGUUCCCUCUUCGUCCGUCCCCGUCACCAUCACUUCCGCGGCCCCCGUCUCCUCCACCACUUCGGCCCAGGAGUCCGAUACCACCGAGUGGACGACCAGCACCAUCGUCACCACCACCACCCGCACCAUCACUCAGUGCCCCGUCACCGUGACUAACUGCCCUGCUCACUCCACCACCGUGACCACGGAGACCAUCACCAUCGGCACCACCGUCUGCCCCGUUACUUCCACUCCUGAGUCCUCGGUCCCGGUUACCGCCACCUCCUCGGUUCCCGUCACCGUCAUCCCCAGCGUGACUUCCUCGAUCCCAGUUACCAUCACUUCCGCUGCGCCUGUGUCCUCGACCUCGGCUGCUCCCGUCGAGUCUUCUUCCGAAUCCUCCAUCGAGUGGACCACCAGCACCAUCGUCACCACCACUACUCACACUAUCACCAAGUGCCCCAUCACCGUCACGGAUUGCCCGGCUCACUCGACUACCGUCACCACCGAGACUAUCACUAUUGGCACCACCGUUUGCCCUGUUGAGCCUACUUCCUCCUCGGUUCCCGUUACCAUUCCCAUCGUCGCCUCCUCGGUCCCUGUUACCAUGCCCAGCUUUACCUCGGCUGCUCCCGUCAUCAGCUCUAGCGCCGUCGUCGUCGUCCCCCCUCCCGUUGUUUCCAGCUCUAGCGCUGUCCACAGCGUCACCACCUCAGCCACCGGCCACGUCUCUGUUCCCCCUGUUCCCAGCAGCUCCAGCGCCGUUGUCGUUCCUCCCCUGUUCCUAGCAGCUCUUCCGCUCCGGCUGUUUCUGCUCCUCCCGCCGUCAGCUCCUCCGCUCCUGCCGUCUCCGCUCCUCCCGCCCCGGUCAGCAGCAGUGUCGGCACCAUCAGCUCCGUCGUCCUACCCAGCUCCAGCGCUAUUCCGCCCCCGCCUGUGCCGGCUGGCGCUAAUGCUGCGGCGAGGAACGGGUUGUUGGGUGUUGCGGGGUUGGUGUUCGCUCUUCUUUAAGAGGGAUACCUACCUGGUAUCUUAAGCUAAAGAGCGUGGAUCUACGAAACCUACAAUGUGGAGGAUGAAUUUAUGAUUUUGGAUAUAUGAAGGAUUAGGAUUUGAUUGAUUGAUUGAUUGGUUGAUGGACAUACAUGCUUAGCAUAACAUGACAUAACAUAACAUAAUUCACUUCUUGUUUAUACUUGGAAUAAACGGUGUUUAUCAACUUCCUAGUUUUCUCUUUUGCGUAUCAGUGAGCCAGCGCACCUUGCAUUGCGAGACUACUAUCCUAAUCAUCACUGAAAUUAUUGUAGCCAUAAUCUCGGAUCGUUGCGUCGGUGCCUAACAUCUACUACUCUGUGUGCCCUUCCUUGCACUUGGAGACACUUCUGAGUUAUCUGCCAACUCAACUUUCAAACCACGAACUCACAACAAACAG
Messenger RNA from Neurospora tetraspora, 2267 nucleotides. RefSeq lists its product as uncharacterized. The record is from RefSeq and is a predicted model, not a curated record. The coding region runs from base 153 to 1871 and encodes 572 amino acids. The transcript has 3 exons. Lineage: Eukaryota; Fungi; Ascomycota; Sordariomycetes; Sordariales; Sordariaceae.